GCAGCAAACCUUAACCUCACUUCACUCUCAUGUCCUAGACAAUGUCUCUUCUUAGUUUUGUUUUACUCUCAAUCUUACUAACAAGAGCAGUUUCAGCUAAUUUUGCUCACAGGAACAACACUUGUAGAUCUUUCUGUGGAAAUCUAACAAUAGACUACCCAUUUGCUACCCGGUCAGGUUGUGGCCACUUUGGCUACCGCGACCUCCUCUUCUGUGUAAACGAUGUCCUCAUGUUUCACAUUACUUCGGGUUCUUACCGUGUCUUGGAGAUUGACUACGCCUUCCAGACACUUACACUCAGCGAUCCAGCCAUGUCAACUUGCAAUAGAAUUUUACGAGAUGGAAAAGGAAACGGUUUUGAAGUGGAAUCAUGGCGAAAACCUUACUUAAAUCCAGCACCAGAUAAUAUUUUCAUGUUACUAGGAUGUCAUGCGCAGUCUCCACUUUUUCAAGGAUUUCCCGAGAAACAUUUACCAUGUCGAAACGUAUCGAGUAUGGGUUGCGAAGCAUAUCAAGCAUGUCCCGGGUGGACUUCAUCUGGUUCUUAUAAAAGUGAGAGAAAUACAAUUUAUGGUUUGAGUCCACCAGACUGUUGCUCAGUUUCAUUUGAAUCAAUUCGAUCUAUAAAUCUUACUAGACUCAGAUGUCAAGGGUACAGCAGUGCUUAUAGUCUUGCCCCUAUACAUGUUUCUAGUACUCCUAAUUCAUGGUCGUACGGGAUACGCGUGAUUUAUUCUGUUCCAGGUGAUUUUUCAUUUUGUCGAUCGUGCGAAGCUACUGGUGGUACUUGUGGUUAUGAUGCUGAUGCUGUUAGAGAUUUGUGCUACUGUGGUAAUUGGAAUUCUACUUCCAACUGUGAUAAAGGUAGUAACAUUAGCUCAGGAGGCAGACAGUUGUUGCCAUCACUGGAUUCUAAAGCAGGGUUAUGGGCUUGCUUAUUAAUAUGGAUGACUAUUUGGCAAGUUUCAACAUAAAGCCUAAGUCAGCAGAUUCUAUACUUGACAUUGUCACUACCAUAGAAUUGUUUGAUUUCUCCUCCACUAGUUUGGUCCGGAGCAGUCAUUUUUGGCUUGAAUUUUCAUUUUUUAUUGUAUUUUUGGGUGAGGGCAGUUGACAAUUGAGUUUUUUCAUAUGUACACAUUAAAAUUUAUGCUUGAGAAGAAAGAAAAAAAUACAAAGAAUUUUGUAGUAGAAUAUUAUGGAAAGAGAAAGAGGCAGAGAAAGAAACGAAUUUCAUUCAUAACAGUUAUCUCCUUUAUGUACAUGGAGAAAGGAAAAAUAAAAG
Messenger RNA from Papaver somniferum (opium poppy), 1285 nucleotides. RefSeq lists its product as uncharacterized. Gene Ontology annotation, molecular function: polysaccharide binding. The transcript is spliced from 3 exons. The record is from RefSeq and is a predicted model, not a curated record. Bases 42 to 974 code for a protein of 310 amino acids. NCBI's taxonomy places the organism in Eukaryota, Viridiplantae, Streptophyta, Magnoliopsida, Ranunculales, Papaveraceae.